Messenger RNA from Cuculus canorus (common cuckoo), 3780 nucleotides. It is a transcript of the gene TBR1, whose product is annotated as T-box brain transcription factor 1. The coding region runs from base 130 to 2157 and encodes 675 amino acids. Gene Ontology annotation, molecular function: DNA-binding transcription factor activity, RNA polymerase II-specific; RNA polymerase II cis-regulatory region sequence-specific DNA binding. Lineage: Eukaryota; Metazoa; Chordata; Aves; Cuculiformes; Cuculidae. Gene Ontology annotation, cellular component: nucleus. The transcript is spliced from 6 exons. The record is from RefSeq and is a predicted model, not a curated record. Gene Ontology annotation, biological process: commitment of neuronal cell to specific neuron type in forebrain; positive regulation of DNA-templated transcription; regulation of transcription by RNA polymerase II.
AACGUUUGGGAAGCAUUUGGUGGAUGAAGUGCUUUCUGCCUAGCGAGGGUCCCAGGAUGUCUAGCUUCUGAUACUAAGGAGCCCUUUCAGAUCCAGGGACUGAAGGGUUAUUACUGUGGUGCUAGAGCUAUGCAGCUGGAGCAUUGUCUUUCUCCCUCUAUCAUGCUCUCCAAGAAAUUUCUCAAUGUGAGCAGCAGUUAUCCACAUGCAGGCGGAUCUGAGCUUGCCUUGCAUGAUCAUCCCAUUAUCUCGACCACUGACAACCUGGAGAGAAGUUCACCUUUGAAAAAAAUUACCAGGGGGAUGACGAAUCAGUCAGAUACAGACAAUUUUCCUGACUCCAAGGACACACCAGGGGACGUCCAGAGAAAUAAACUCUCUCCCGUCUUGGACGGGGUCUCUGAGCUUCGUCACAGUUUCGAUGGAUCUGCUGCAGAUCGCUAUCUGCUCUCUCAGUCCAGCCAGCCCCAGUCUGCUGCCUCUGCUCCUAGUACCAUGUUCCCUUACCCCGGCCAGCAUGGACCUGCUCACCCAGCCUUCUCCAUCGCCAGCCCCAGCCGCUACAUGGCUCACCAUCCUGUGAUCACCAACGGAGCUUAUAACAGCCUCCUGUCCAACUCUUCUCCGCAAGGCUACCCCACGGCGGGCUACCCGUACCCCCAGCAGUACGGCCAUUCCUACCAAGGGGCACCGUUCUACCAGUUCUCCUCCACCCAGCCGGGGCUGGUUCCCGGCAAGGCUCAGGUCUACCUGUGCAACAGGCCACUCUGGCUGAAAUUUCACCGGCACCAGACGGAGAUGAUCAUCACGAAGCAGGGGAGGCGCAUGUUCCCUUUCCUAAGUUUUAAUAUUUCUGGUCUCGACCCCACGGCUCACUACAAUAUUUUUGUGGAUGUAAUUUUGGCGGAUCCCAACCACUGGAGAUUUCAGGGAGGCAAAUGGGUUCCUUGCGGCAAGGCGGACACCAAUGUACAAGGAAACCGGGUGUACAUGCACCCCGACUCCCCCAACACGGGAGCCCACUGGAUGCGCCAGGAAAUCUCCUUUGGGAAACUAAAACUUACAAACAAUAAAGGAGCAUCAAACAACAACGGGCAGAUGGUGGUUUUGCAGUCCCUCCACAAGUACCAGCCACGCUUGCACGUGGUGGAGGUGAACGAAGACGGGACGGAGGACACCAACCAGCCGGGCAGAGUGCAGACCUUCACCUUCCCCGAGACGCAGUUCAUAGCGGUCACCGCCUACCAAAACACCGAUAUCACACAGCUGAAAAUAGACCACAACCCUUUCGCAAAAGGCUUCCGAGACAAUUAUGACACGAUCUACACGGGCUGCGACAUGGACCGGCUGACGCCUUCCCCCAACGACUCGCCCCGCUCGCAGAUCGUGCCCGGGGCCCGCUACGCCAUGGCCGGCUCCUUCCUGCAGGACCAGUUCGUGAGUAACUACGCCAAGUCCCGCUUCCACCCCGGGGCAGGAGCCGGCCCGGGGCCCGGCGCCGACCGCAGCGUGCCCCACACCAACGGGCUGCUCUCCCCACAGCAAGCCGAGGACCCGGGGGCGCCCUCGCCGCAGCGCUGGUUCGUCGCCCCCGCCAACAACCGCCUCGACUUCGCCGCCUCCGCCUACGACACGGCCACCGACUUCGCGGGCAACGCGGCCACCCUGCUUUCCUACGCGGCCGCGGGCGUCAAGGCGCUGCCGCUGCAGGCGGCCGGCUGCGCGGGGCGGCCGCUGGGCUACUACGCCGACCCGUCGGGCUGGGGCGCCCGCAGCCCCCCGCAGUACUGCAGCAAGUCGGGCUCCGUCCUCUCCUGCUGGCCCAACAGCGCGGCGCGCGUGGCCGCCGGCAACCCCUACCUGGGGGAGGAGGCGGAGAGCCUGGGCCCCGAGCGGUCCCCCUUGCCGGGCGCCGAGGACUCCAAGCCCAAAGAUUUGUCCGAUUCCAGCUGGAUCGAGACGCCGUCGUCCAUUAAGUCCAUCGACUCCGCCGAUUCUGGGAUUUACGAGCAGGCCAAAAGGAGGCGGAUCUCCCCCGCGGACACCCCGGUGUCCGAGAGCUCCUCGCCCCUCAAGAGCGAGGUGCUCGCCCAGCGGGACUGCGAAAAGACCUGCGCCAAGGACAUCGGCUACUACGGCUUCUACUCGCACAGCUAAGGCGCGGCCCCGGCCCCGCCGCCCUUUUGCACAAUGACUCCUCGGCGAUAGCGCGCUGACCCCCUCCCCCCCCGCCGCCCCGGCCCGCGGGGAGCGAGGCAGAGCCUCCCCCGCCCCGCUCCCCGCCCUGCCCGGGGGGCGCCGACACCCGCUGGGCAGUAGGAUGCUUAGACUCUCUCACACCGUACAGCGCUUCCUUCCUUUCACCGCGGAUGGCUACUAGGGGAUGACAGGAACAGUGGGGGAAAAGAGCCUGUGAAAUGCCUGUACAUAGUAUUUAAUUUAUUGUAACCGAUUACUUCUCUUUGGUUCCGUUUCCUUCUUACUUGUUCGGAUUUUUUUUUUUUUUUUGUUUCAUUGUUAAGUCGCAAAACUUAGAUCCUGUUUGAAUUUCUUUACAUUCCCCCCUUUGCUCCCUCUCCCCUCCCCGGGUAAACCCUCUUUCGAAACGCCUCUGGAAAUUCAGAGUGGGCCAUAGCUGGAGCAGAGAGGGGUGGGUUUCUCACUUUCUCUGCAAUUUCUCGCAUGAAAUAAUUAUCCGGUGCCCUGGGCUAAAGCAGCUGAGGAAUAGCCGAGCUUUCCCUUCAAAAGAACAGAAAUACACCUCGCAGGAAAGUCGAUUAAAGUAGCAUGACGCCUUCCAAAAGCAAAAUUAACUGCCUCUCUAUUUUUCUUUAAAAGGAAUAGCUCGACAUCAGCAAUAGUAUUAUUUUUGUGGUACCCCCCCGCCCCCAAGUGCCAAAUCCAUUACUGGUCCCUGCAGGUGCCAAAUAUGCUGACAAACUCUUCAAAUUUCUUUGCAGUUUCCCCCUCUUUCUUUAUAUUGCUGUAAAUCUUUGUAAUGAAUAAUCUAAAAAAAAAACAAACAAAAAAAACCAAAAAAAAAAGAUAUAGACAACUGAAUUGUUGGUAACCAUAGUGUAGUCCAGUGAAGAUGAAUUGUGAGUUGUAUAUUUUACUGCAUUUAGUUUUGGAAUUGACUUUUUCAUAAAGUAGCUAACCGAGAUCUGACUUCCUGGGGAAUCAAAUGCACAUCGAUAGAACGAGCGAUCUUUCCUGUAAACCUCUUAUUAUAGCAAAGAAGGAGAACUAAUAUCCCUCCAGGUCUCCCCCCCGGCGAAGCAGAAUAGUAAGUCUUCGAAUUCUGAGUAGCAAAUCUAUACAAUUAACGCAUUUUUAUAUGGGGAAAAAACCCAAUUACGAACUGAAAUAUGCAUCAGGUUAAAUAUUCAGUCUAGAUUACACUCGACGGGGAAAUUUCCUAAUAGAAAUUCAGGGUCAUAAGCGUGUGUAUAUUUUUGACUCUUCUGUAAAUCGAAUGUUGUGAUUUUUAUAUUUGUUCUGUUACGUCUGUGGAACUGAAUAAUUUAUACCAGUACAUGCUCCAUUGAGAAAUGUUUCGGUUUUUGCCCGUUUGUAUCGUCUGUGUAUAACGAGUAAAAUAAACCUGGCAAAACGUUCCACUGGUGUCGGAAGGAGCCCUCGUGCCCGGCGGGGCUGCGCACCCCCCGCCUUCCUCGCCCUCUCGCCCAGCAUUUGCCUUUCUGGGGGGGGGAGAGCGUUUGGAGAGGGGCGAAACCCCGUCGGGUUUGAGAGAUUUAUAAUUAUCCCUCUCUUUGACGC